Messenger RNA from Trichomycterus rosablanca, 1828 nucleotides. RefSeq names its product E3 ubiquitin/ISG15 ligase TRIM25-like. The transcript is spliced from 5 exons. Gene Ontology annotation, molecular function: zinc ion binding. Lineage: Eukaryota; Metazoa; Chordata; Actinopteri; Siluriformes; Trichomycteridae. Bases 637 to 1752 code for a protein of 371 amino acids. The record is from RefSeq and is a predicted model, not a curated record.
UUCAUCAGUUCACAAGGUUAUAUCGAACACAGUCAUGGUCAACUCAGUGUCUCCAAUUCACCUGCAUGUCUUUGGACUGUGGGAGGAAACCGGAGCACCCGGAGGAAACCCAUGCAGACACGGGAAGAACGUUCAAACUCCACACAGAACGGACCCGGACCGCCCCACCCGGGGAUCGUACCCAGGACCUUCUUGCUGUGAGGCGACAGUGCUACCCACCGAGCCACCGUUCCACCCACUAUAAUGGUUUGGUGAAUGAGAUUUUGAGCAUAUCAGAAUAUUUCCCCACCCCCAUAUAUAUAAUGAUUUUGGCUUUGGUUUUCAUUUAUCAAGUGCAUAUUUACAAUAAAAUGUGUUAUACUGUACUUUCAAAAAAUGCUAGUAGGUGGAGAGGCUGAUUUAAACUGGCCCUUGGUGGAAGUGUAAAUGAUAAUAUGAUGCUGUGGGUUGAACUAACACAUUGCCCAGGGUGUAUUCUUGUCCUGCGCCAAAAGUUUCUGGGAUAUGUUCCUAUUUUAAACAUAAACAGGAAAGCACAACAUCAGAGGUAAUCUAUAUUUUAGGACUAAAACAUGUAUUUUAUUGCUUUUCCUUCAUACAGAUUAGAAAUAAUUCUCCUGUCCUGAUCCAAAUAAAAUGGCCGAAGCUGCGAAGUCUUUCUAUGUGGAUCAUUUUUGCUGUCCAGUCUGUCUGGAGGUCCUGAAGGAUCCAGUGACGAUUCCCUGUGGUCACACUUAUUGCAUGGAUUGUAUUAGUAAUGUCUGGGCAGAUGUGGAUCAAAAUGGAGUCUACAGUUGCCCCCAAUGCAGAGAAGCAUUUUCUUCCAAACCUGCACUGAACAAAAACAUUAUCUUUGCAGAAAUGAUUGAGAAACUGAAAAUUACAUCAGAUCAAACUACUCAUGAAAAGCAAUACAGUUCAGAGGUUGUGAAUUUGGAGUGCGACUCCUGCACUGGAACCAAGAAUCCAGCGGUAAAGUUCUGCCUGCAGUGUUUGGCCUCUUUUUGUGAGCUUCACUUACAGCCUCACUUCGAAUCUCCUGCAUUUAUGAAACACACGCUGGUCCAAGCCUCUUCACAGAUGCAGAAAAACAUCUGCCAGCAUCACGUCAGACUGCUGGAUAUCUACUGCCAUGACGAUCACCAGUGUAUCUGUUACAUGUGCAUGCUUGAUAGUCAUAAGGACCACAAGACGUCAUCGGUGGAGUCUGAGAGGAUUAAAAAUCAGAAAACAUUGGAAGGUACUAAGACCCAGUGGCAGCAGAUGAUUGACCAAAGAGAAGAAGGUCUACAGGAGCUUAGCAGAGCUGUGACUUCAUUUAAGUCUUUUACACAGGCAGCCGAGGACGACACUGAGCGGAUUCUCACAGAGCUCAUGAGCUUCAUAAAGGAAAGAUUCUCAAAGGUGAAGGAGUUAAUCAAAACUCAUGAGAGGAGAGAACUGAGCCGGGCUGAUGAACUUCGAUUUCGGAUCAAUCAGGAGCUCACAGAUCUGAGGACAAACACGGCAGGAAUAGAGGAACUUUUAGCUACAACUGAUGACAUUGUUUUCAUGAGGAAAUACAAUCUUCUCCAAGCUUUCCCUGCAUAUAAAGACUUAUCCUCCAUAACUUAUCAUCCUUGUGAGUCCAGUGGAACCAUUUCCCUGUCUGCACAGGGUGUUUGCAUUUUAUAUCUUUUCAGUUAUGAACAUCUUUGUUGUGCCGCUUCCAGAGCCGAAGACCAGAGAAGAUUUUCUGCGCUAUUUCUGUGAUCUUUCUGUGGAUCUGAACACCGUCCACAAUAAGGUUUAUCUGUCUGAAGAGAACAGAAAAAUUACACAAAUCAAU